Molecule: messenger RNA, 885 nt
Organism: Ficedula albicollis (Collared flycatcher)
Lineage: Eukaryota; Metazoa; Chordata; Aves; Passeriformes; Muscicapidae
Product: claw keratin-like
Exons: 3
Coding region: 95-385 (96 amino acids)
Cellular component (GO): intermediate filament
Molecular function (GO): structural constituent of cytoskeleton
Source: RefSeq, a predicted model, not a curated record
UGGGGACGUGUAUAAAAGCAUUUGCUACGUAGAAGCUUCCCUAAUCACUUUUCUUUUACUCUCCUCCUUGGAUGAUCCGGCUCUUCCCCUCCCCAUGUCUCCCUUCCACGAGUGCUGCCUGCCCCCGGGCCUGGCGUGCCCCGAGCCCUUCGCCGUGACCCGCAACGAAACGUGCGUCAUCAAAUACCCCGACACCGUGGUGGACAUCGUGGAGCCCGAUUUCCCGCCCUACUCCGUCAUCUACCCCGGGCCCACCCUGACCACCUUCCCCCAGCAGACCCUGGUGGGCUCCACGGGCCUGCUGGACAUCAGGAACCUGCUGGGCCCGCGGGGAUUCCCUGGGUUUGGGGGCCAACCUAAACCUUGCCUGGAUAUCUGUGGAUAGACCGGGAAGCAGAGCUGAGCCCCGACUAAAGGUUAUUGGAUAAUGGAUUGUAGAAGUGCCGAGCUCCCGAGGUUCCCAUGGAGUCCAAAAAUCCCGGGAUUCCUGUUCCAUGGAGUCCAAAAAUCCAAAGAUUCCUGAUCCCAUGGAGUCCAUAAAUCCAAAGAUUCCUGUUCCCAUGGAGUCCAAAAAGCCAAAGAUUCCUGAUCCCAUGGAGUCCAUAGAUCCAAAGAUUUCUGUUCCCAUGGAGUCCAAAAAUCCAAAGAUUCCUGUUCCCAUGGAGUCCAUAAAUCCAAAGAUUUCUGAUCCCAUGGAGUCCAAAAAUCCAGAGAUUCUUGUUCCCAUGGAGUCCAUAAAUCUAGUGCCAGAUUCCUGGCACUAGACCUGCCCAAGGACUAGAAUUUCCAAACUACGAGAAAACUGAAAUAUCUCUAUUGACCUCAUUCCAAUUAGAAUUAACCAAAGCUCAGAAUUUUCCAAGAAACCAGAUCUAAAAAACAUAU